Rhopalosiphum maidis (corn leaf aphid) is the source of this 768-nucleotide messenger RNA. Its product is annotated as beta carbonic anhydrase 1-like. The record is from RefSeq and is a predicted model, not a curated record. Gene Ontology annotation, molecular function: zinc ion binding; carbonate dehydratase activity. Lineage: Eukaryota; Metazoa; Arthropoda; Insecta; Hemiptera; Aphididae. The transcript has a single exon. The coding region runs from base 1 to 768 and encodes 255 amino acids.
AUGGACCGCAUAUUUUGGGGCAUAAUGAAGUACAGACAGACGAAUAGGGCAAAGAUGGUUGAGCAGUUCGUUCAGGUGAAAAACAAACCAGAGCCUAAAGCUUUAUUUUUCACUUGCAUGGACAGUCGUAUGUUACCCGCCAGAUUUACUGAAAGCAACGUCGGUGAUAUGUUCAUCGUCCGAAACGCUGGAAAUUUGAUUCCUCAUUCACAGCAUUUCCUGGAUGAAUAUACUACAUGUGAACCAGCUGCCUUGGAACUGGGAGUUAUACACAAUGAUAUAAGACACGUUAUUGUUUGCGGGCAUUCUGACUGCAAAGCAAUGAACUUGUUACACCUACUCAAAGACAUGGAAUAUAGUAGCAUAGUCAACCGCCGAAUGUCGCCGCUCCGAGCAUGGCUCUGUACGCACGCAAUGUCGUCUUUAGAAAAGUACCAACAACUAGAAGGGUCAAGCUUUGACAUACCACUCAUUUUCCAGGCCGAGACGCCUUUGCGGAGAAUUUGUGCUUACAUUGAUCCGGGUAACAAAUUUUCCGUAAUAGAUAAGUUGUCACAGAUUAAUACCUUACAGCAAAUUCAAAAUAUUGCAAGUUACGAUUUUCUUAAGAAGCGUCUAGAGACAUAUGACCUGCAUAUACACGCUCUUUGGUUUGACAUAUAUACCGGCUAUAUACACUAUUUCAGUAGACAGAGCAAGCAAUUCGUAGAGAUAAACGAAAAAAAUGUAGAUAGACUAGUGGAAGAAGUUUCUAAGUAUUAUUGCUAA